Diaporthe amygdali is the source of this 2583-nucleotide messenger RNA. Its product is annotated as Regulatory protein alcR. Gene Ontology annotation, molecular function: zinc ion binding; DNA-binding transcription factor activity, RNA polymerase II-specific. Gene Ontology annotation, biological process: regulation of DNA-templated transcription. The transcript has 4 exons. Lineage: Eukaryota; Fungi; Ascomycota; Sordariomycetes; Diaporthales; Diaporthaceae. The record is from RefSeq and is a predicted model, not a curated record. The coding region runs from base 1 to 2583 and encodes 860 amino acids.
AUGAGCCGGCGACAGAACUCCAGCUGCGACCAGUGCAGGAAGGGUAAACGAGCUUGCGACGCCGUCUGGCUGCGAGACCAGCGGGCACUCGAUGCGGCCAGCAGUGUUAUAAAGCCCCCGCAGGCGCCGGGCACACCAGCCAUUUCGAGUCAUGGAGACGACCAGCUUGACUUGUUGGGGCCGUGUACAAACUGCGUGAGAACCAACAAGCAGUGCACCUUCGAGUGGGUCCACAGCCAGCAGAUCCAACGGAAGGAAAAGCAGCAGCUCGCAUCUGAUGUGUCGACGCCUUCAGCAAAGAAGCUGACAGCACCGGCGGCUACGCCCGCGCCGUCGAGCAUCCCCUUGCGUCCGCUCCAUCCAUCAACGCAGAUACUACCAUUCGAUGGUCCCUACGCUCACCGCCCCGACAGCAUCCUUGCGGAAGAUCAGCUUGGGCUUGAGAGUUGCCCAUACCCAGGACCCAGUCCCGAUAGAUUCCAGCCGGCUGCUACCUUCAGGGACGAUGCACUGGCGCCACCAUUUCUACCCCUGGACAUGAGGGAUAGCAGUCAGCAUAUCCAGCCUCACUUCAUACCUGAAAGCAACCAACUUACCCAGUACGGUCUCGACUCAUUUUCGACAGGACCUACGAGCCAAUCUAAUGGCUUGCACAGUACUUCCGAUGCGCUUAACACGUUUGGUGCCGAUGUCUGGUCGAGCCCGGCCUCUUUAUCUGUCAGCAGUCCCCCUUCUUCCGAUGAUCUGAAUCCCACCCGGAAACGACGCAGGACGAGUACAGGCCGCUCACUCAUUCCCAUGCCAACCUCGGCACCACCAUGGGAUUUAAUGUCGGGCAAUCGGCUAGCGGCGACGACGAACAGCUUCAUGAUCGGGGAGACGAUGAUGAAGAUCUACCAUGAUGUGAUGGAAGGUGCACUGUCAUGCUGGCUGGUGGAGCAUACAUGUCCGUACAAGUCUCUGCCAUCAACCCCAAGCUCUACGAGCAGUGAUAGCCAGCAGCAAUUCGGAACAUUCCAGAACAUGCAGGCCGACUGGGGCCCCGACUGGUCUAACCGCGUAUAUCGGCGUGUCAUCAAGCUCGACCGGAUGGCUAACUCGCUGGGUCUGAAGAAACUGAACCCUUCUGAAGAGAGGAAGGUAUCGCACGCUCUCAACUCGGCGGUCAUGGCCUUUACGGCGCAGUGGGCACAAUCGAGCCAGAGGAGCAAAGCACGCUGGUCUACCGCAGACAGCUUGAAUUUGUCACACAUGUUCCAGCCGCUGGAGCCUGACCUGGAAGAAGAAUUCGACCGAACGCUGCAGAAAUCAUUCUGGAACCAGGCCCGCCGGGCUUUGGAUGACUGCAGCGAGAUCGACUCGUUUCGAGUGGUUUUUGCGGAGAUUAUAUUCGGCUUGACGCAGAAGUAUGCUGAGACCUCUGCAGAACAGCAAGAUCCUCCACGGUCGGGCCGCAACGUUGACACGUCGGAAACCGUGGAGGAAAUACUACGAGAAGACAGCCAACAAAUCUGGCUGGAACGAGCGACGAGACGAUUACACGUUCUCAGGCGCCGGGUCGAGCUGCACGACAGGAACCUGCAGAAAAAGGGGGACAGGGGGCACGGGCGAUGCGAUGAUGAGUCCAAGAAGACAAUCGACCUUCUCUUCUGGUUGGCAGUCAUGUUUGAUACAAUCAGCGCUGCCAUGACAGAAAGGCCCCUCACUGUAUCGGACGAGGACAGUGGUAGCGUGGGUUUCUCACAAUCUUCUUCCUCUGUCACGGGUAAUGUAUCCAAACAAUGGAAUAUCAUACUGUCCAAGGACCAGCACACAAAAGUGGCCGGACUCCGAUUCCCACUUUCGGACGAGGUUAUUGCACAGGAACUGAUAGAUGCGGCGCCUGUCAAGGUGCUUCUCUAUCGAAAAGUCACUCGCCUUCAGUCCCUAAUAGCCAUGGACGUCGAUGGGGACACGAUCCAGGAUGCGAUUGAGGACUCGUUGAUGGUUUACCGCCAUUGGGAUCAUUUAUACCACCCGCUAUUUUCCGACUGUAUUCAACAUCACCUUUCCCUCUCUGCUCGGAUUCAGAGCUGGUACGUGUGCCUGCUUGGGCACUGGCUGCUUGCUACGCUUCUAAUGGCGGACCUGGUCGAGUCCGUGGAUCAGCGAGCUUCGCGCAUUGAGGUUGGGUCUUGGCGGCGGACCAAGACGAGAGAAGCUCGGCACAUUCGAUAUGUCAGCGUCCGCAUGAUAUCUGACUUGGCGAAAGCGUCUGCACCCCGCCAUGACGACUACGGAGAACUAGUAAACUUCCACCAUGCAGUGAGCGAAGGUGCCUUGUUGACAGAGCCUUGGACGAUGAUUUUGAUCAGGACAUUCUCUCGAGCCGCGGUUACUCUUCUGGAGGGCAUGGGACUCUCACACGUUGAAGACAACGUUGUGUCCGAAACUUCGGUGGACGAACUCAGGGACAAUUCCGAGCGCUGCCAAGAUUGCGUCAAGGCUCUCUGGUACCUAGGUCGCAAGUCUGACAUGGCCAGGGAGGUUGCAAACGUCUUGGGAGUAUCUCUUCAGCGCGCAAGGAUGAGAGUGCAUAUUUGA